Molecule: messenger RNA, 900 nt
Organism: Drosophila hydei
Lineage: Eukaryota; Metazoa; Arthropoda; Insecta; Diptera; Drosophilidae
Exons: 2
Coding region: 1-900 (299 amino acids)
Source: RefSeq, a predicted model, not a curated record
AUGCAAAUAUCGGAGCUACGAACUUCUGAUAUAGUCCGAGCGACUUCAACGGGUACAAAAUUCUGCAUUAUCGCUUUGGCUUUGCUCGGUCUGGUGGCCGCCGAUGUUAGUCACCUGCUUAACGUGGGACAAAACUCUGGCUACAGUUAUGGCAGCUCCGCCUCCUCCUCCUCAUCCUCGUCUGCCUCAGCAGUGCUGCCUGGUGGAGACUCGAGCAGCUACCAGCCUGAGCAUUUGAUUCCUCAGAAUCUGCAGGUUGCUUCUGCUCAGAUCGUUGCCGGAGGAGAUUCGAGCAGCUACCAGGCAGCUCAUGUGCUUCCCCAGAGCCAGGUUGCUUCUGCCCAGAUCAUUCCCGGUGGAGACUCGAGCAGCUACCAGCCAGAGCAUUUGAUUCCCCAGAAUCUGAAGGUUGCUUCUGCGCAGAUCGUUGCCGGAGGAGAUUCGAGCAGCUAUCAGACAGCUCAUGUGCUUCCCCAGAGCCAGGUUGCUUCUGCCCAGAUCAUUCCCGGUGGAGACUCGAGCAGCUACCAGCCAGAACAUUUGAUUCCCCAGAAUCUGAAGGUUGCUCAAGUGGGAUUAGCCUCAGCCGCUGUGGAGACAGAGUCGUACAACAUUGGAGCUGAUACCUACACACCGGAACAGUUCAUUCCUGAGGCCGAUCGCAUUGCACAUGCUGCCUACGGCCAGCAGCAGCAGCAGCAGCAGCAGCAAGCGCAAGUUGUCAUUGGUGCCAAUACCGUCACGCCUGCCCAGCUGUACCAGGAGCCCACAUCCAAUGGCAUUGAGGAGCUCAACACUGAGGCGCGCCUGCCCGUUGCAUACACCGCAACGAGUGCCUCUUCCAGUGGCGCCGCCAGCUUUGGCACACAGUACGGCUCCAACGGCGGCUAUGUUUACUAA